This is a messenger RNA of Diorhabda sublineata, 1204 nucleotides long. Its product is annotated as trimeric intracellular cation channel type 1B.1. The transcript has 6 exons. Bases 217 to 1047 code for a protein of 276 amino acids. Gene Ontology annotation, biological process: potassium ion transmembrane transport. Gene Ontology annotation, cellular component: membrane. Lineage: Eukaryota; Metazoa; Arthropoda; Insecta; Coleoptera; Chrysomelidae. Gene Ontology annotation, molecular function: potassium channel activity; identical protein binding. The record is from RefSeq and is a predicted model, not a curated record.
ACUUUAUUUCAGACCUCGCCAGAUCAACGAGAAGUUGAGCAUACGCUCCAGUUUAAAUUUAGACGUCUGGUAAAGCUUAAAAAAACUUCCGCACAGAAUUCACUUCUUGACAGUUACGAGGUGUGGACCAAUCAUAUAGUGUUUGAUAGUCCAGGAAACUAGAGAAGCAUCUAAUCGAGUAGAUUUGACGAAGGAAAAUUUUAGUACGUUAAAAAAAUGGAUCCCGAAGCGUUUUUAGAUAUCGCCAAUCAAGUGGUGAAACUGAAAAUGUUUCCCUAUUUUGAUAUAGCGCACUGCACGUUGUGUGCUUUGGGUGUACGAGAGGAUCUUGGCAGUGGAGCUCAAGCGUUUUCUCGAAAGCAUCCUCUUGCAUGUUGGUUAUCGUACAUGCUGGUGGUGUUUGCUGGUGGUAUGGUUGCCAACGGACUCCUCGCUGAACCGAUUUUAGCUCCACUGAAAAACACUCCACAACUUUUAGUAGCUACAGCAGUAUGGUAUGUGGUAUUUUACACACCUCUUGACUUGGGAUAUAAAUUAGCCAAAUUUUUACCUGUGAAAAUAAUAUUUUCAGCCAUGAAAGAAAUCUAUAGAUGUAAAAAAGUGUACGACGGUGUCACCCACGCCGCUAAAUUAUAUCCCAACGCCUAUUUGGUGAUGAUAAUAAUCGGAACUAUCAAAGGAAAUGGUGCCGGAUUCACUAGAUUAUUGGAAAGGUUGAUCAGAGGUGUUUGGACGCCUACCGCGAUGGAAUUCAUGCAACCCAGUUUUUACACCAAAGCUUGUAUGGUGGGCUCUAUAAUAUUCAUCUUGGACAAAAAGACAGAAUUGAUUUCAGCGCCACACGCUUUGGUUUAUUUCGGCAUCGUAAUUUUCUUCGUUUACUUCAAAUUGUCCUCCAUCAUCUUGGGUAUCCACGAUCCUUUCGUUCCCUUCGAAAAUCUCAUGUGCGCCUUGUUCUUCGGGGGAGUCUUCGAUACUUUGGCUAAAAUCUUCGGCAGAGGGCAACUCAAAGAAGGCGAAAGUAAAGAUAUAAAGAAGACCAAUUGAUUAAAACAUUUCAACGAACAUGGAAGAGAUAAAUUUGUCAAAAGUGCGGAUCGUCAAAUUUAUCUCUUGAUAAUAUAUUUCACCAUGUUUUUAUGAUUCUCAAAACAAUUGUACCGAAUUAUUUAUAUAAAUAAAAAAAAUGUUAUGAAACACGAAA